AUGAAUCGUGAGAUCGUCGACAUUAAAGCGCGCUCGAUGAGGAACAACCUGUUGAUAUUUAAUAUACCGGAGUCGGAAAAUGAAUACCCUGAAAAAUGUGUAGAAAAAGUAUAUGAAAUACUGCAAAACAAACUCGAGAUCGAUGAUGCAAGCAGCAAAAUGCCCAUUGAAAGAGCGCAUAGAAUAGGAAGAAACAGACGUGGAAAUCCAAGACCAAUUGUCGUCAAAUUCCUUCGCUACCCAGACAAAGAAUUGGUAAAGAGAUCUGCGAGCAAACUAAAAGGUACAUCGAUAGGAAUUGGGGAGCAAUUUCCAAAAGAUAUAGCAGACAUACGGAAGAGCUUAUAUCCAGUUCUCAAAAAGGCAAAAGAAGAAGGGAAUAAAGUUAAGCUUGUCAAAGAUAAAUUGUAUAUCAAUGGACAACUCUACUACGGAAAAUGA
Molecule: messenger RNA, 441 nt
Organism: Paramuricea clavata
Lineage: Eukaryota; Metazoa; Cnidaria; Anthozoa; Malacalcyonacea; Plexauridae
Source: the annotation of a GenBank genome assembly